This is a messenger RNA of Pogonomyrmex barbatus (red harvester ant), 408 nucleotides long. RefSeq lists its product as uncharacterized. Gene Ontology annotation, molecular function: odorant binding; olfactory receptor activity. Gene Ontology annotation, cellular component: plasma membrane. Gene Ontology annotation, biological process: detection of chemical stimulus involved in sensory perception of smell; sensory perception of smell. NCBI's taxonomy places the organism in Eukaryota, Metazoa, Arthropoda, Insecta, Hymenoptera, Formicidae. The record is from RefSeq and is a predicted model, not a curated record.
AUGCCAUAGGAAUGUUUGAAGUUGCUAGUUACAGAAUAGAACAUGCAUUUGACGAAGUAUUGGGCAUAAUGACAUCAAGGAAAUGUUGUUUAUAUUGUACAAAAAUAAUAAAUGCUAUACACAUUCAUAGGAGAGCUAUAAAAUUCAUUGAGUUUUUAAGAUCUAGCUUCGCUAUUUCGUAUUUUUUCCUAGUUUGUUUGGGAAUUACUUCUUUGACUGCUAAUUUACUUCGCCUGUAUUUAGCUACACAAUAUUUGAAUAAUUUAGAAGAAUGUAUCACUGCUGUAUUACUUGUCCUUGGUCAUAUUUAUUACAUAUUUUUUGGCAAUUACACUAGCCAGAAAUUAAUAGAUCAAAGUAUAGAUGUAUUUCAUAAAAUGUAAGUUUUAAUUUUUUAAGCAGCAACGU